Messenger RNA from Cucumis melo (muskmelon), 2736 nucleotides. Its product is annotated as ABC transporter B family member 25, mitochondrial. Gene Ontology annotation, cellular component: mitochondrial inner membrane. The transcript has 21 exons. Lineage: Eukaryota; Viridiplantae; Streptophyta; Magnoliopsida; Cucurbitales; Cucurbitaceae. The record is from RefSeq and is a predicted model, not a curated record. Gene Ontology annotation, biological process: intracellular iron ion homeostasis; transmembrane transport. Gene Ontology annotation, molecular function: ATP binding; ABC-type transporter activity; ATP hydrolysis activity. The coding region runs from base 242 to 2530 and encodes 762 amino acids.
AAAACAAAAUAUAAAUGUAAAACAGUUCGUUGGAGGUUUCGCAAUUAAAAUAAUAAUAAAAACUAAAAGGAAUCCGACUUCUAAGGCCGGGAACAAGAGGUUAGAUGGCGCGGCAAAGGUCAUUCGAUAACGGAAUCCACUUCUGUUCUGGUAAUCCGAAGAAUCACAGCAAGUAUUGAAGUUGAAGAAUUGAGGAAUUGAAGAAGAAGAAGAAGAAGAAGAAGAAGAAGAAGAAGAAGGAAUGUUGGCUGCCUGUAGGUGCCUCGGGGCAACCGAGCUUAUUCAAUCUAAUGGCCGACAUUUGAUGUCUUUCAAAGGCGGAGCCUCGUUCUUAAUCUAUUGCAAUCGUAAUUACAAUCGUUUUUCAACCGGCGCGCUAGGAAUCAUCUCCGACAGAUAUCCGAUCUUAAGCAGCGAAUUCGUUAGGACACAUGAUGAUCGUAUUAUGUACAUUCAAGGUCGCAAUUCUCGUAGUUUUAGUUCCUGUAGACGGAAUUCCAAUCCACUGAGUCGCGUCCAUGCAUUCUUGCCUGAUCCUUCUUCUUCCUCCUCGACCAAAGGAUCUCAAUCUGGUCACAUGUUAAAUGGGCGGCUAGUGUUUUCAACCUCUUCUGCAAAUGGCAGUGAAGCUGCAUCGUCUCCCAGGGGAACAAAUAUUAAACCUGUUAGUAAAGGAUCGGAGUCCCAAGUUGCCGAUACAAAGAUUUUGCGUACUCUUGCUAGUUAUUUGUGGAUGAAAGACAACUCCGAGUUCCGUUUCAGGGUCAUAAUGGCUUUGGGUUUCUUGGUCGGAGCUAAGAUUUUGAACGUUCAGGUACCAUUUCUCUUCAAGCUAGCCGUUGACUGGUUGACCACUGCUUCAGGGAAUGCAGCUGCUCUUGCUUCUUUUACUGCCGCUAAUUCCACCAUGUUAACUCUUUUUUCAACACCAGCUGCGGUUUUAGUUGGUUACGGCAUUGCCCGGUCUGGGGCAUCUGCUUUCAACGAGCUGCGGACUGCUGUUUUCUCCAAGGUAGCACUACGGACGAUUCGAUCUGUAUCUCGAAAGGUUUUUUCACACUUGCAUGACCUUGACCUCCAGUAUCAUCUUAGUCGUGAGACAGGUGCCUUGAGUAGAACUAUUGAUCGCGGUAGCCGUGCUAUAAAUUUUAUUCUUUCAUCCAUGGUUUUCAAUGUUGUACCCACCAUCUUAGAGAUAUCCAUGGUGUCGGGUAUUUUGGCCUACAAGUUUGGAGCUCCAUUUGCAUUUAUCACUUCACUAUCGGUGAUAGCAUAUGUCAUUUUUACGUUGACUGUGACUCAGUGGAGAACUAAAUUUAGGAAGGCCAUGAAUAAAGCUGAUAAUGAUGCAAACACCAAAGCAAUUGAUUCACUUAUUAAUUAUGAGACCGUUAAAUACUUCAAUAACGAAGCCUAUGAAGCCAAUAAAUAUGAUGAAUAUCUCAAGAAGUAUGAGGAUGCUGCUCUGAAAACACAACGCAGUCUGGCCUCCUUAAACUUUGGUCAGAAUGUAAUAUUUAGCACAGCUCUAUCAACUGCUAUGGUGCUGUGUUCACAUGGAGUUAUGAAUGGAAAUAUGACAGUUGGUGAUCUGGUUAUGGUGAAUGGCCUACUCUUUCAGUUAUCUCUUCCUCUUAAUUUCCUUGGUAGUGUUUAUCGGGAAACCAUACAGAGCCUUGUUGAUAUGAAAUCGAUGUUUCAAUUGCUGGAGGAAAGAGCUGAGGUUAGAGAUGCGGACAAUUCAAAGCCUUUAAAGUUGGAUGGUGGUAGCAUCGAGUUUGCUAACGUACACUUCAGUUACCUGGCAGAAAGAAAGAUUCUUGAUGGUGUGUCUUUUGUUGUACCUGCUGGAAAGAGCGUGGCUAUUGUUGGUACCAGUGGCAGCGGCAAGUCAACUAUUCUUCGUUUGCUCUUCAGGUUCUUUGACAUCCAUUCAGGAAGUAUUAAAAUUGAUGGUCAAGAUGUACGGGAUGUGACACUUGAUAGCGUACGGAAAUUUGUUGGUGUUGUGCCACAAGAUCUGGUCCUCUUCAACGAUACAAUUUUCCAUAACAUUCAUUAUGGUCGUCUUUCAGCUACCGAGGAGGAGGUUUAUGAUGCAGCUCAACGUGCUGCAAUUCACGAUACUAUCAUGAACUUUCCUGAAAAGUAUUCUACAGUUGUAGGUGAAAGGGGGCUUAAGUUAAGCGGUGGCGAGAAGCAACGAGUGGCUCUAGCUCGAGCAUUCUUGAAAUCACCGUCUAUUCUGCUAUGUGAUGAGGCUACAAGUGCACUCGACAGCUCAACAGAGGCCGAAAUUUUGACUGCAUUGAGGUCACUUGCAAAUAAUAGAACAUCAAUCUUCAUUGCUCAUAGGCUUACCACUGCCAUGCAAUGUGAUGAGAUUAUAGUUUUGGAGAAUGGGAAGGUGGUUGAACAAGGUCCCCACGAAGUUCUCUUAUCAAAGGCAGGAAGAUAUGCUCAGCUGUGGGGCCAGCAAAAUAAUACCAUUGAUGCCCUUGAUUCUGCAGUUAAACUUGAAGCGCAAUAGAAAAAAAGGGGUCAUAAUAAUUCUUAAUUUAUAUUCAUUCAAAAAUAAGGUCCCUUCCCUCCCCCAAUAAUUUAAAUCUGUUCCUAAUGGAUUAUAGGCCCUUUAUUUUUCUUAUGUACCAUAUUAUAUACUUUGGUCAUUGCUACUAUAUCCAUUCAAGACCUGUAUUUAAUUUAAAGAGUCGAUGUCUUUGUUGUUUGCUCUCA